This is a messenger RNA of Symbiodinium necroappetens, 1056 nucleotides long. NCBI's taxonomy places the organism in Eukaryota, Dinophyceae, Suessiales, Symbiodiniaceae. The record is from the annotation of a GenBank genome assembly.
AUGACCAGCUAUGCCGGUGCGGUCCUGGCGGAGUAUGUCUGGCUGGAUGCCAAGCAGGUUCCAAGGUCCAAGACGAUGACCAUGACGACACUGCCGACUUCUGUGGAAGGGCUUCGUGUGUGGAACUAUGACGGCAGCAGCACGGAGCAGGCGGAUGGCAACAACUCUGAGGUCUACCUCUACCCCAAGGCGAUCUUCAAGGAUCCGUUCCGCGGAAGCCCCCAUAUCCUGGUGCUGGCCGAAUCCUACAAUGCUUGGGAUGGUCAGCCGGCAAUUGGCAAUACGCGUGCCGCCUGUGCGCAGAUCAUGGAGAAGUACGAGCAUUUGGAUCCUUGGUUUGGCAUCGAGCAAGAGUACACCUUAAUGAGGCCCGGGAAGGUCGGAGAGGAGGCAAAGAUCCCACUAGGCUUCAACGAGGAUGGCUCGGAGCCAGCGCCGCAAGGGCCCUACUACACCGGUGCAGGCUUCGGCGUUGCCAUUGGCCGGCCCGUCGCGGAGGAGCACUACAUGAAGUGCUUGCAGGCUGGCGUUAAAAUCGCUGGCGUCAACGCAGAGGUCAUGCCUGGCCAGUGGGAGUUCCAAGUUGGGCCUUGCCGGGGCGUGGAGAUGGGAGAUCAUCUCACCAUUGCGCGCUACAUCAUGCUGCGGAUCACCGAGAGCCACAGCUGCGUGUGCUCUUUCUCGCCCAAGCCAAUGGAGGGUGACUGGAAUGGUGCCGGCUGCCACACGAACUUUUCUGUCACGCCAAUGCGUGAGGAAGGCGGCUACGAGCUCAUCAUAAAAGUUUGCGAGGCCUUCGGCAAGGUUGCCGCCGAGCACAUUGCCGAGUACGGAGAAGGCAAUGAGAAGCGCCUCACAGGCAAGCAUGAGACCUGCGCCAUCACUGACUUCAAGUAUGGAGUCGCAAACCGCGGUGCUUCCAUCCGCAUCCCGCGCGAGACGGAGAAGAGCGGCAAAGGCUACAUGGAAGAUCGCCGUCCAGCUGCCAACUGCGACCCUUACAAGGUUACGGCCAGGAUGAUGAAGACGACAGGAGAGUGCCUCGAAGCAGAGUGA